AUGGUCGUCGAGCCCAGGGAUGUCGUCGGAUCAAGAGCCGACCGUUCGUCGGAGUCCAGGGAAACCACUGGAGCUUCAAUGAAUCCAAUGAGAACUCUGUGGCCGGCGAUAGCUGCAAACUUCAAAGCCAUGUGGGUCAACCUUCGUCCGUCCAUCUUUGGCACGGGCAUGCUGGCUGGGGCUGGUGUUCACUCUGCAGUUAAGCUGCCUGAGGGAGAUGUCAACAGUCAUUACAAGCCUUCAGCAGCACAUAGCUUCAGAAUGUGA
Ilex paraguariensis (yerba mate) is the source of this 267-nucleotide messenger RNA. Lineage: Eukaryota; Viridiplantae; Streptophyta; Magnoliopsida; Aquifoliales; Aquifoliaceae. The record is from the annotation of a GenBank genome assembly.